Molecule: messenger RNA, 532 nt
Organism: Aspergillus glaucus CBS 516.65
Lineage: Eukaryota; Fungi; Ascomycota; Eurotiomycetes; Eurotiales; Aspergillaceae
Exons: 2
Coding region: 36-311 (91 amino acids)
Source: RefSeq, a predicted model, not a curated record
GUCAGUCUCACAAGUUUGCGAUCUCAAUUCUGGAUAUGUUUGACGCAGGCAUAUCACUAAACCCCAAUGAAAGCGAAAUCGACAAGCCCAGGAAUUUCAUAAGGCAGACUGCAACCUCCUCCGCCUCUUCGAAUUCAUUAUACCAUUGUCCAUAUUCUUCAUCUGUCGAGAGCAGGCGAAUAUCUCGGAAGAAUGAUCGAGGCUAUGGACGAACCCGUUCAAGCAGACGGCUCUUCGGCACUAGGGUCAAUGCUUUCGAUGAAAUUGAGCGAUUGGGCUGGGGUUCUUCCAGUCUGCACACGAUAAAUUGAUAUCCAAGGAUCACCAUUGCUGCUGCUGUUGCUGUUGCUGUUUAGUGAGCUCCCGUCAUGCUAACUAUAUGAAUAUGGAACAAAAAAUCAAGCAUCUGGUAGCGCUUAAGGUGAACAGAGGGCUACACCAUUGGUAUUGUUGACGUCAUACCUCCGCUGCCCCACACAAACCCUACCCGUCCAAAAUUUUCAGUCCCGAACUUCCCCCAUCUGGUCCCCCC